This is a messenger RNA of Scheffersomyces stipitis CBS 6054, 1065 nucleotides long. RefSeq lists its product as uncharacterized. Gene Ontology annotation, cellular component: mitochondrion. The transcript has a single exon. The coding region runs from base 1 to 1065 and encodes 354 amino acids. Gene Ontology annotation, biological process: mitochondrial respiratory chain complex I assembly. NCBI's taxonomy places the organism in Eukaryota, Fungi, Ascomycota, Pichiomycetes, Serinales, Debaryomycetaceae. The record is from RefSeq and is a predicted model, not a curated record.
AUGUUCAGAUUAGCCAGAAGAAAACUUGCCACUUCAGCUGAUACCAUAGCGAAACAGCAGCAGUUCAACGUCUUUGACCGUUCAGCAAAGUUGCUCCAGAGAUCCAGAACACCUUUGCUCAACCCUGAAUUGCUGAGAAAGAAGGAAUAUUUACGUGACGAGGUUGCUCUAAAAACCAUUGAACGUUUGGCAUUCAUCACAAGAGACUUUACAAAUGUUCUAGAUUUUGGUUCUCAUCUGGGGAACUUGUUGAAGAAUCUCUGUGUUGAGACAGAGAUUCCACCAGACGCAGACUAUGCCGAAACUGAGAUCACCAAACAGUUGAAUAAUGACAAGAAAAUCAUCUGUAGUAAGAUCAAAGAGUUGACCAUGGUAGACUCGUCAAGGGAAUUGCUCUAUAGAGAUGCUGAGGAAAGUUUCAAUAGCGUAUUUCCGGGUAAGGUUAUACGAAGUGUAGCGGACGAAGAAAUUUUUUCACACGAAAGUCUUUCGAAGCCAGAACAUUAUGAUGCUGUGAUUUCUAACUUGUCGCUCCAUUGGAUCAAUGAUCUUCCCUCGACGUUAGCUAACAUCAACAGAAUCUUAAAACCUGACGGCUUAUUCAUGGGAACGUUAUUUGGAGGGGACACUUUGUACGAAUUGCGUACUUCGCUACAACUUGCUGAGAUGGAGAGAAUGGGUGGAAUGUCGCCCAGAGUAUCCCCUUUAGUUAAUUUAAACGAUAUCGGCUCCUUGUUGAACCGUGCUGGCUUCAGUAUGUUAACCAUUGAUGCAGAGGAUAUCAUUGUAGGAGGAUUCCCAGAUAUUGUUUCUGUGAUGGACGAUUUGCAGGCCAUGGGAGAACAGAAUUCGGUCUUAUCCAGAUCGGGAUAUUUGCCUCGUGAUGUCUUACUAGCAGCCAACGAGAUAUACAAAACUAUGCAUGGAGAAAAAGACGAUAACGGUGUCGUUACGUUACCUGCUACGUUCAAUAUUAUCUUUAUGAUAGGUUGGAAGAAGAGUGAGAAUCAGCCCAAGCCAUUGGCCAGAGGCUCUGGGCAGGUCAACUUGAAGGACGUAUUGUAG